Molecule: messenger RNA, 2889 nt
Organism: Hippocampus comes (tiger tail seahorse)
Lineage: Eukaryota; Metazoa; Chordata; Actinopteri; Syngnathiformes; Syngnathidae
Gene: sgcd
Product: sarcoglycan, delta (dystrophin-associated glycoprotein)
Exons: 8
Coding region: 331-1212 (293 amino acids)
Biological process (GO): heart contraction; cardiac muscle tissue development
Cellular component (GO): sarcolemma; sarcoglycan complex
Source: RefSeq, a predicted model, not a curated record
UGCCCCUUUAAACUUCACAGCACAUGUGGCUUCUAAAUCAGGCAGACAAGUCAGAGGGCAGCCUGAAACAACUCCACUCAGCACAGCAACAGGGAAAGGAGGAGAGAAAAAAAAAAGUCAGACAGUUGGUGUCACGGGCGUCCAGGAAAGAGUGAAACGAGGCCGGGGGAUCGUGUGUGAUUGGAAAAAGCUGAGCAGGAAGUGAAAAAGAAGUGCAGUCGCUCAACCGGGGCCACUUUGCUCGCAUCCUCUUUUGAACAGCAGCAAAUUAUUGCGAGGACGUUGAACAGGAAAAGGGACGGACGGACGCAAAAUAGCGGAGCAGACAUCAUGAUGACCCAAGAACAGUGCAGUCAUCGGAACAAUGUCCAGAGUUCAGAGCAAGCGCAAGUGUACAAAGUGGGAAUCUACGGCUGGAGGAAACGCUGCCUUUACUUCUUCGUCCUGCUGAUGAUGAUCCUCAUCCUGGUCAACUUGGGGCUCACCAUCUGGAUCCUCAAAGUCAUGAACUUCACCAUCGACGGCAUGGGCAACCUGAGAAUAACAGCGGAGGGCCUCAAGCUGGAAGGGGACUCGGAGUUCCUACAGCCUCUCUAUGCCAAAGAAAUCCAGUCCAAACCGGGUCGCCCCCUGUACCUGCAGUCGUCCCGAAAUGUAUCGGUGAACAUCGUCAACAGCAACAACCAGCUGCUCACGCAACUCGUAACAGGAUCCAGCGGGUUCAAAGCGCAAGGCAAAAUGUUCGAGGUCAAAUCCACAUCCGGCAAACUCCUCUUCUCGGCCGAUGAGCAGGAGGUGGUGGUGGGCGCCGAGAGGCUGCGGGUGAUGGGCGCCCAGGGAGCCGUGUUCAGCAAGUCGGUGGAGACGCCGCACGUCCGGGCCGAGCCCUUCAAGGAGCUGCGGCUGGAAUCACCCACCCGCUCCCUGCUCAUGGAGGCCCCCAAAGGCAUCCAGAUCCUGGCCGAGGCCGGCGACAUCCAAGCCAUCUGUAGGAACGAGCUGCGACUGGAGUCCAAAGACGGAGAGAUCUCCCUGGACGCCCGCCGCAUCCGCCUGAUGCGCCUACCGGAGGGGAAGGCGUCGGCCGGCGCCUCGGCAUCCGGCACCAGGCAGACGGUCUACGAGGUUUGCGUUUGCCCCAACGGGAGACUUUUCCUCUCCCAGGCCGGCACCGGCUCCACCUGCCAAAUCAGCAACAACGUCUGCCUCUAGGACUACCGAGCGCCACCUUAACGAGAGACGUCGGACUCGCGGCGUCUCAGGUGGAACAGUCCCUCCGACUGAUCUUUGAGGCCCUGAUCUGUAUUUUUCUAAAUUCGGUGGUGGGGGGGGGAACUUUCUGUAUUUAUUAUGUGAUAUUCCGUCACUUUCUACGUAAGGGAAUUUAAUCCGCUAUUCUAACUGAGACUUUUUUUUUUUAUUUUAAUGUGCACUGAUCUGGACGGAGUCACGCUUUUGGGAAUAUUGAAGAGGAAUAAUUGCUUUGAAAUGGCGUGACCCAAAACUGCCAUGCACACAAUUUUAUGAAAGGUGAGAGACGCUGCUGAUUCGACGACUCUCCCGUCACUCAUCUUCUCGUUGGAAUUUUUUUUUUUUUUUUUUUGCGUGGAGUUGAAGGAUUUACAGGAAGAUGAGCCACUCGGCAAAUGUAUGAGACUGACACCCUCAUGGAAAGCUCUGCCCCAAAUGUUGUUUUUCAUGUUCUCCGUACAUUUUCGGAUUUAAAAAAUGUUUCCAUGGUUCAAUGGUAGAAACCGAAAGCAUCCGCCUUAAAGCACUUCACGAUGCUGGAUGCGCACUCAGGCAGAAAUAGGCGAAAAAAGAUUCUUGCUCCAAAAGAUAGACCGUCGAGAGCGCUUUGAAAUCAAAAGAGCCCGCAUCAAAAGCGUCACAUGACGCCAGAUGCUCCCGAGUAGAGUGGGUCAAGUUUUGUGUCUGGAAAAAAAAAUGGAGGGGAAUUCAGAAUUCGAGAGACGGAUGAAAAUUUCCCAAGAUUUCACAUGAGAGGACUUCAUGAUGCCGGAUGGUUUCUGAGGAGUAUGAAUUGGCGACGUUCAUUUUGGUUCCAAAAUGGCAACUCGUCGAAUGCACGCAGAACUCAAAAGAGUUUGCAUUAAAGCACCCCCCCCCCACCUCCCACUGGCAUUGGAUGAGCACUGUGACAAAAUGGCGGCCGGCUCUAAAAGGUUCAUUCUUCAUUUCCCGUUCAACGUGGUCCAGCAGAAUGUGGAGAGCACCCCGCGAUUUUGAAAGUGUCUACAUUAAAGCCUGUCAUGAUACGAGAUGAUCUCCGAGACAACGGAGCAUCCGGCCCACACAUCAGCGUAAAGAAGGUGAAUUCAGUGUUGAAAUUCCUCCAGCCUGUUGACAUGGUCAAACCUUGAGACCACACGGAGAUUUUCAACGAGUCCACGUGAAAGCACCUCAUGGGAUGAGACAUCCUCUGAUGGCGGAUCGUCAAAAGGCGCACUCCGAUCGAAAGAGUGGAAGUCCUCCAUGACGCCAACCGGUCUCCGAGACAAAUACGUCUCAAAUUUGGAUUUGAAUGAGUUGAAUUCAGUUCUUGACCCUUCGUCCUGGCACAGCAAGCCUCACUCAGAAAUUUUGAAAGAGUCCGCAUGACAGCAUGACACGUUGGUCCAAUAUAUUUGCAGCAUUACGAAUCCCUACUUGGCCGGCGUGGGUCACUCCAAAUUGGAAGCGGCAAACUCCCCGAUAUCUUCCUGAUCCCGACGCAAAACAAAUAAAUAGUUUGAAUUCAAAGUCAAAAGAAAGGCAGAAAGCCUGAGGAAUUUUCAUCCCGCGUGCCCACCGAAUGUUCCGGCGAAUUACAAACGCUACGGGCGACACUCGAGCUGGCUCCGAACAACAUUUCCGACGGAAAAAAAU